UGCUCGAGAAACUUCUAGCCUUCGUCACAAAGGCUUGCACAACUAGUUCUGGCCUUCUGGGAAACUACUCCGCAAGGACCAAGAGUCCAGAACCUCGCCAGCUUUCAUCAGCUCCGGCGACUUGGAGAAGGACGAAGCCACAAAAUCCGAUCGAAAGUUUGGUGCUUGCAAGGCGAGGGGAGUGGAUUUCUGUGCGUGGUGAGGGAAGUGGAUUUCCGUGCGCGGAUGGGGCAGGCGUUCCGCAAGCUGUUCGAUGCCUUCUUCGGCACCAGCGAGAUGAGGGUCGUGAUGCUUGGGCUGGAUGCCGCGGGCAAAACCACCAUCCUGUACAAGCUGCAUAUCGGGGAGGUUUUGUCGACUGUUCCCACGAUUGGUUUCAAUGUCGAGAAAGUGCAGUACAAGAAUGUGAUGUUUACUGUUUGGGAUGUCGGUGGCCAAGAGAAAUUGAGGCCCCUGUGGAGGCACUACUUCAACAACACAGAUGGCUUGAUCUACGUGGUUGAUUCAUUGGAUCGAGAGAGAAUUGGAAAAGCCAAAGCUGAAUUUCAGGCAAUAAUUAAUGAUCCUUUGAUGCUUAACAGUGUCAUAUUGGUAUUUGCCAAUAAACAAGAUAUGAUAGUCUGUGUCUGGAUCAGUUCCUGUACCUGUACUGCAUAGAACGCCCUCUGUAUCUUUUUGAUGAGAAAGGGGCAAUGGCACCAAUGGAGGUGUGCGAGGGCCUUGGCCUUUAUGAUUUGAAAAAUCGCAUCUGGCACAUCCAGGGCUCUUGUGCCCUCAAAGGUGAUGGUCUAUAUGAGGGCUUGGACUGGUUGGCAAGCACGCUGAAGGAACUGCAAGCUUCAGGUCGCCUACCGUCAGGAGGGACCUCGUUGUUCUAAGCAGCAAGCCUGCAUGUAAAAUCCUUUGGCUGGAGGAUGCGCUUUUGUCCUAGAUUGUACUCAUCCCUGGGAUAAGGGGAUGACCAUUUCUUGUCUAUGAUCUAACCUGUGACGUAGGUCUUGUAAAUUUCGUUGCAAGUUUAUAUACAAAGCUAACUGGGCGGAUGCAUUUGUUCAUAUAUGAGAACUGAUAAGUCAAAAUCCUUGUGAUGUAAACGUUUCUGUAAAUUUGAGUUGGCAAAUGCAAUUUAUCUCGACAAGUUGCUCAUUAUAAA
Messenger RNA from Panicum virgatum (switchgrass), 1153 nucleotides. RefSeq names its product ADP-ribosylation factor-like. Gene Ontology annotation, biological process: intracellular protein transport; vesicle-mediated transport. The coding region runs from base 226 to 657 and encodes 143 amino acids. The record is from RefSeq and is a predicted model, not a curated record. The transcript is spliced from 7 exons. Gene Ontology annotation, cellular component: cytoplasm. Gene Ontology annotation, molecular function: GTP binding; GTPase activity. NCBI's taxonomy places the organism in Eukaryota, Viridiplantae, Streptophyta, Magnoliopsida, Poales, Poaceae.